Messenger RNA from Drosophila virilis, 1744 nucleotides. RefSeq names its product aristaless related homeobox (gene al). Lineage: Eukaryota; Metazoa; Arthropoda; Insecta; Diptera; Drosophilidae. The record is from RefSeq and is a predicted model, not a curated record. Gene Ontology annotation, molecular function: RNA polymerase II transcription regulatory region sequence-specific DNA binding; DNA-binding transcription factor activity, RNA polymerase II-specific. Gene Ontology annotation, biological process: regulation of transcription by RNA polymerase II.
CACUGACGGAGCCCGGUCAUCAAAAGCCGUCGUCGUCGCGCUCGAGUCUUGAGUCUGUUUCAUGUGCCGUUUACCCGCAGUUCUCUGUGUGUACGUGUGUAUAGGUGUGUGUGUGUGUGCUAAAACUAUUACCAAAAUUGAAGAUCUAAUAAACGGGCUGAUCUAAACGCAAUAUUCAAUUUAUUCGAGUAGCUGUUGACUUGACAACAAUUGAAACAGGGCUUCUGUGCAAAGACCGUCGGCAGGUGUUUCGGUUGUGUGUGUUUCGCAAAGGUUCCUUGAAAAAAACCAGAAGAAACUAACAAUAUCGAUAACGAUAACGAUAACCGUGUAAAGAUCACUGCAUAGUCACAGCUCUGCAUUACAGCUAUAGUCUUUAGUCUAAGAAGAAGCAGCUGCCCGCUGGUAACUCGGCCGAAUCGCUGCCUCUUGGAUUAUGGGCAUAUCGGAGGAGGUCAAGCUGGAGGAACUACCGCAAGAAGCCAAGCUAGCACACCCACAUCCGGAUGCCGUGGCCGAACGUGGUGUGGCAUCCGCCUCGGUCACUGCUUCUGGUGCGGUGCCCAGCGGCGCCAGCGGCGGCACCAACAGCCCCAUCUCGGAUCCCAACAGCGAUUGCGAGGCGGAUGAGUAUGCGCCAAAGCGCAAGCAGCGCCGUUAUAGAACGACCUUUACCAGCUUUCAGCUGGAGGAGCUGGAGAAGGCCUUCUCGCGCACCCAUUACCCCGACGUAUUUACGAGAGAAGAGCUGGCGAUGAAAAUUGGAUUAACCGAGGCGCGGAUUCAGGUCUGGUUCCAGAAUCGACGCGCCAAGUGGCGCAAGCAGGAGAAGGUUGGACCGCAGUCACAUCCAUACAAUCCGUAUCUGCCGAGCGGCGCCGCCAGCAUGCAGCAAGUGGUAGGUGCCGCCCUGCCGCCCAAUCCGUUUACCCAUUUGGGCUUCCAGCUGCGCAAGCCAUUCGAUGCGCCCGCCAAUUUGGCCGCCUUUCGCUAUCCGCACUUGUCGGCAGCACCAAUGAUACCAUCCGGCUACUUCAAUCAGUUCCAACGUGCACCGCCGCACAUGCUGCCGCCAGGCAUGGCUUCCAUGUAUUCGCCCUCGAGCUCCUUUCAGUCGUUGCUGGCCAAUAUGACGGCUGUGCCGCAUGGCCGUGCGCCGCCCAUGCCCGCUUUGGCUGCCAAGCCGCCCAUGCUGGUCGGCUCACCGGAUCUGCAUUCGCCCAAUAAUCAUAUGCUGGCCUCGCCGCCCAACUCGCCCAGCUCACAGUUGUCGCAAUCGCAGUCGCAGCAGCCGCCGCCGGCGGGCCAGUUAUCGCCACAGCAGCUGGUUGGCAUCUCGCUGACGCAUCAGGCACCACCGGCCGGCUCGCCCACACAGACGGCGCCUGUCGCUUUGACCUUGGCCCACGGCCAUGGGCACUCACCGCAACGGCAGCUGGCGCCGCCGCCAACGCGUGCUGCCACGCCGCCCGAGGAUCGACGCACCUCGUCCAUAGCAGCGCUGCGGCUGAAGGCGCGCGAACACGAACUGAAGCUGGAGCUGCUGCGUCAGAAUGGCCACAGCGGCGAUGUGGUCAGCUAGCCAAGCAGCUAUCGUACAAUCCAAUUGGUUAACUGUAGUCCUAAGCUCCUAAGUUAUUCGAAAGCGGACCUUGCAUUUUAUGUUUGUAACAGAAUUCACGGAAUUUCCAUUAAUAAAACCAAGCACAGACGUCAAAGUGUUUGUGAUAUACACACAAAUAAA